CCGCUUUGGAGAAGAAGGGGAGGAAACUCUCCAAGAAGCCUGAGGGAUCUGAGAAGCAUGUCAAGAUUAAGGAUGCCACCCUUCCGGACGAGCUGUACAAGCUCGGCUUCCGCCGGUAUCGGCUAAUGGGGGAGGAGGCCGAAAAUUAUCCCGAGAUUGAUCGUGUAUACGAGAGCGCCGAAGGACCAGAUAUGGACGCUAGGAACCUCUUCAAAUUGAAGAAGCAACUGGCGAAGGAGAACAAGAAGAAGGACGCCCCGGCGCAGCAGAGGGCGGUGGAUGACAUCUUCCCGAAGGUAGGAACUGUCGACGGGUCCAAGGAGGCAGUGCCCGUGGUGAAGGCUGCUGCCGGCGAAGACACCAGCUCUGAUGCUGGAGGCUCUCCCAUUGGGGAGCUCAAGAGGAAAAGAGUCGGGAAUGGCGUGGUGCCCCCGGAGGAGAAGAAGCAAAAGAAGGGGGCCGUCGGGAUGAAAGAGGCCCCCGUUGUCAUUGUUGAUGAACAACCCUCCGAGCCCUCGGCUCCGGUUGCUGGUGUGCCGUGGCCCCAAGACCAUGUGCAGUUCUCAAUCACUAAGGGGACCACUAUCAUGCAUGGCACCUUGAACCCGAAGGAGUUCCUGAGGGGUGCCACUCCCCCGACAGACAAGUCAGUGCUCUCCCGGCAUGCUGAUGACGUCCUCUGCUCCAAGGUCCUUCAGGCCUCGGUUACUGCAAGCCUUGGCCUUGGUGAGCUCAUCCAGAGGAUGGAGCGCUAUGCCUUUCAGAAGCAUAAGGAUGACGAAGCCUUGGCUGUGGCCCGAAGGAGGCUUCGGGAGGCCGAGGAAGCUUUCGAAGUCGAGAGGGCGCCCCUCAACAAAAUUCUUGAUAACUCCAAGACAGUGGCCAGGGCCGAG
Molecule: messenger RNA, 893 nt
Organism: Cuscuta europaea
Lineage: Eukaryota; Viridiplantae; Streptophyta; Magnoliopsida; Solanales; Convolvulaceae
Source: the annotation of a GenBank genome assembly